AUGACACUACGCUACAGAAAACAGAUGGGACAGACAACAUUAAAAACCUGUGGGGGAACUGGAGCUCAGCCAGCUCAAAAUGGAAAAGGAGGAAAGGGUAAGACAUUUCUGCAUUUUUUUUUUUGUUAGCGUUCAAUUCCACGCCACCGUGGCUUACGUCAUUGUAAUGUGGAAUUGAAGGCGGAAAAUAGUUUUAUUGUUAUCGAAUUGUUAGAUGCCAUUUGGCCUCAAAGUAACCAAUGACUGUCCAAUUUGAUCUGUAAUCGUGUAUUCGUGAUUAAGCAAAUCGGAUAUUUGUUAAUCACUUGUAUAUUUACAGGCGGAAUUGGACGAUACUCAGGCCUAUUGGUAGUGGUAGUGGUAGUGGUAGAGGUAGGGGUAUUGGUAGCGGUAAUAGCAGUAGUUUGUUCACUGUCGAGAAAUUAGAUAUUUCAUCAUCGCUAAGAUUUAAUUACUCCGCAUGUACGUUUUGAAAGUUUUGCAAAUGGCAAAUUAAGACAUGGUUAAAGACGCAACCAGUGCCUUAAGAAAAUUAUUACUUUGAACCUUAGGUGGCGAAGGCGGGCAGGGAGGACGUGGAGUAAAAUGCGACUUAGGAUCUUCGUAUAUGCGAGAGUGGGGAACGGAAUAUUUUUGCGAAGGAGAAUACACUGAAAGAGCCCGUAAAGGAGAUACCGGUAAUAAUGGAGCAGCAGGAUCGAGUAAGAUAAUUUUAAUUAGAUUCAACAUUGUCAUUUAAUUUCUGGCCAAACCAAGAAUCGUUGUUGUAAACUAAAAGAAAAUCUUCACCAAAUAGUUAAUUUUACAUAAUUGUAUACGAAAUAGGACAACAUGCUGUACAAUUUGGAAACAAUUGGAUGAAAAAAAAAAUUCCGACGACAGCCCAAAUUAAAUUUGGCUGUCAGAAAAAUUUUUUGAAUUCAAUUUUUUACAAAUUGGACAAGCAUGUAGUCCUCUCACCUAUUAAUCAUAUAGCUGGUUAGCUUAUCUAGAUUUGUUUAUAAUAAGCGUUUGACAGAAAUUAAGAAUAUUGUAGACUCAAAUCGUCCGUAGUUAAAACAAAAUCAGACAGCAAGAUUUAAAAAAAAAAAACAAGAUUUAUUCUAGUUUUCUGCCAACUUGCCAUUCACAAGGCACAAACAACGAAACAACAAUGCAACUACUUAAUUUAAACAAGGAAACUGUUGAAAAUAAACAUUUAAACAUCAUUUCAUACUAUUUCCUCCAUUUUCCAUCGCGAACUAAAAACUUUUAAAAACGUUUAUGUUCAGAACUGUCUGAAAAUCUUCAGAACACUAACGCCUGUGGAUCGAUCUUCCACGUGUGCUUGUUCUUCGUUAUUUUUCGAUGCCAGUAGACUUUGUCAGCAUCUGAACACAUAAAUGUUUGGUUGGAACACCGGCCAACAUAUCAGUGUUUUCUUAAUCUUGUCCAAUGUUUCAGUGGUUCUACAUUUUCCAGGACCUUUAGUAUUUGAUACGCCACGAAUGCGGGCUUGUUUCCAAUACAAACUUUGGUCACACUUUUCCUUGUAACAAACAGUAGCAUUUGGUGUCAUACUGACGGCAUUAAUAUAUUCACAGCAACAAAAAAGUCAAAAGCCUUCCCCGACGAACCGCCGUCAGCUAACAAGACUUUUCUAGCGCGUUGCCGGUCACAGUAACUUUGUGCUUACCGGCUAUUUUGGAUUGCCUUUCGUUUUCUGGCAUUUGAUUGGUUCAGACAAACUGUAGUAACUACAUACGUAUGUAUUUAAAUAGGUGUGUCGUUAAUUAUACUUUAUUCUAUUCGUUGAGUGUUGAAUUCCGACCGACGUUUCGUGCAGGCCGUAAGGUUGAAGAGUGCAUAGUUGAGCACACCAGAUCAGAAUGCCUCUCUAAGGCCUGUUUACAUUGAGAUGGGGGACCCCAGGUGGUGAGGUAACCCGCCUGUCCAUAUAAUCUCUCAUGAUAGGUGGGUGACCCGCCAUGGUAGCCCGGUCUGCCAGACCGGGUUAACCCUCUCAGCCGGGGUCAGAUUUUUCCAUGUAAACGUUUCAAGGUGGCGUAACCCGCCUAGCCGGGGUCGGAUUCGCGAUACUGAAUUCGCUCAAAAUUCACUUUGGCGGUGGCUUUGCAUCAUUAUUAAAGGUAACAAUCGAAAGCCACAGCGCUGAAGGUUGCAGCAAGAGCAGCGAGUGUAGGAGAGCAUUAAUCACCAAAAAACGUGGUUUGCCAGCAUUUUCUUGUUUACGUGCUUAGCGACCAUUCAGUAAUCUUGAGAAAGUGUACCCCGGGAUGGCGGGGUUGUAAGGUUGCAUGUAAAGGAGGGAUAUUUUUUUACCCCACCUAAGCAGUUUACCUCACCUAUCUGGGGUCCCCCACCUUCUUGUAAACAGGCCCUAAUUUGAAGAAUUAUAAUGUCUUUUUAAUUUAAGCUACCAGGGAAAAUAAAAAAAGUUGUAUAUAAUUAUAUCCAACUCUAGCCUAAAAUAUUUAAUUCAAUCAUAAAACAUUACUUUCACUAUUUUUUGUUUUCUUUAAAGAUUACUCUUGAACCAGGUGAUAGCAUUAUAUGUAGAUGUUUACCUUAGUAUUCAAGGCACCAUUGUCACACUCGCACUGUUCGAUUUUGGAAGAAAAUCGUAAUGACUUAAUGAAACCUACGUGCGUUUAUACUUACCUCUCGUCCCAUGUAACGGAAUCCAAGACAGUCUUGGACUCUGGAUUCAACACCGUGGAUUCCGGAUUCUAGGUACUGGAUUCCGGAUUCUUCGUCAGUGGAACUUGGAUUCCGGAUUCCAAUCUGGAUUCCUUAAGCUAUAUCGCGGAUUCCAAAGCCCGGGAUUCCGGAUUCCACAAGAUAAACUUCCCGGAUUCUGGAUUCCACAAGCAAAAAUUUCCCGGAUUCUGGAGUCCGCAAUCCCUUACAUGGGGCGAUACUUCUCUCUGAAUAGACCUCUUCCGAGUUCCAAAAACCCUCACUUUCAAAAUGAGGCUAGGUGCACAACCUUUCUUGUGAAAAUGAGUUUUAUUUGCAUGAGAAUGAAAAAUGAUUUCCGUAUCAAAGUCUGAGCACCUACCCUCGUUUUGAAACAGAGGCCCGGGGGAACUCGGAAAUGGCCUAUUAACUUUACGUAGAAGGCAACAACGAGGAAAUAUACCUGAUAUUGGCAAAGACUAACGGAUUCAAUUUUUACCGUAAAAUUCCGAAAAUCAUGGCCCGGGGUUUAUGUUUUUCAAAGGCCCUUUUUGAGUGGUUUAUUUUUGGAGGGGCUUAUCUACGGAGGGAAAUUUACGUUUCAAAUCGAUUGGGCUAGCCUUAUAGGCAGAAAGAAAUUUACCGUUUUUGUUUUGUUUUUCUUUGAAUUUGAGGGCAUUUCCAAGUACAAGCGGGCUUAUAUUUGGAGGGGCGAUUUAACGGAGGUUUUGUUUUUGCGUUACGUGUUUGGGGGGCUUAUAUUUGGAGGGGCUUAUAAAGUGUUUUCACUCACGUGGCCAGCAUCUAUGCUAAUACAUUGGAGCAAAAGAAAGUUUUUACAUAAGAAAAGAGUUCAACUCCCACAGGUUUUGUUUGGAACACCAACAUGGCCGCCGUUUUAAUGUUUUGGAACACCAACAUGGCCGCCGUUCUAUUGUUUUGGAAUACCAAUAUGGCCGCCGUGACGUCAUGUGAAAACGCUCUAUACAUAGGGGGGCUUAUUUUCGGAAUUUUACGGUAUUACUAGAAUCUAUGGGGGAUACUCUUUACCUGGUUUGACUGUGAUGGAAGCUUCGCUUUUAACCUUGCCUUAAUCUAUGUAUUAUACAAUAAUAUUUUUCAGCACCAACCGUUAAAGGAAACGAUGGCACUGUCAGCAAGGAACUUAUCCAAUACGGACUUCUGGACGUACCAAGCAAGAAAAAAUUUCCAGCGGAACUCUUGCUUAUCAUAAGAAGGCAAGCUGUCGACUUGUUGCUGGGUGACAGAGACAACCAAAAGGGUAGAGACGCCCUGCGGUUUAUUAAAGAUGUGGCGACUGGAAGAGAUGACGUGAAAGAUAUUAAAAAGGGUAAUUAUUUUGUGAGAGCAGCUUGGUUAGGUCAAUGUUCAGGUAGCAACUUUGUUUUUAUUGCUGUUGUUGAUUAGGGUCUGCGUAAAGUAAUAACAAUCAUGAUCAUAUUACACGGUGUAUAUUGCGGGCAUCAUUCCUCAAAAUUGCAUUCUUUGAACUCACAAGCUAACUUAAACAACUGUCGGAUCGAUUAACUUUUGAUCUUGGGGUGGACGACCUCGUAAGAACCAAACGGUCCGGUUUUGGAGAACCUUUUUUUACAAUAACGACAAAAUCUUGCAGAAAAAAAAAAGUAGAUCAAUUAAAUAAUUAAAAAGAAAAAUUAAAAGUUAAAUUUAGAUGAAAAUUAAAAUUAGAAUUAACUUUAUUCGAAACGUCGACUAAUAUUUCUUUUCUUGGUAAAUGCUUCAACAAGCAACUGAGGCCCAGUUCAGACGUCGUGCUUCUGCCGUGCCGAACUUAAUUGUAAUUUGGUUCGACUGUAGCACGGCAGAAAAACAAUUUUGAUUCAGACGUCGUGCCAGAGUCGAACCAAAUUCAGGAUUUACUGAUUUACCUCGUAACAAUUCUUCUCCCAAGUCCCCGUGGGAACGCAAUCUCGCCAAAAUACAUUAAUAUAAUUUAUGAAUUUUGUUUAGCGCGGCAGAAGCACGACGUUUGAAUUGCUGCCGUGCCAGAGCCGUGUAGCACGGCAGCGCUUGUCGAACUUAAUUGCUUGCCGAACUUAAUUCAAAAGUUUGAUUCAGACGCCGUGCUUCUGCCGUGCAUUUGUUGAACUUAAUUCCUGAAUUUAGUUCGGCACGGCAGAAGCACGACGUCUGAACUGGGCCUGACCCCGGCUAUUCGAUCUUUUUAUGGUAAUUAGCGAUUAUUGGGCGAGGCUGUAGAUCAUACGAAAACCGAAUCCAAUAAGUGUUUUAAAUUACUAUUCAUUCGAAAUAAUUCAUAGUUUAUACGAGACGAGCUGAAACAUGUUUACCUCGAUCGAUGUUAGUUCCUGUCUUCAUUUGGCUGUUUUCUCGGCAAAUUCAGGAUAUGGAGGGAUGUUUAGUCUAGCAUAAAUUCGUCAAUAAGCAAAUGCCAUCCACUGAGUUGUAUUUUUGCUGUUCUUGCUAUGUUUUUAGGCACUGUUCUUAGUACCGUAAAUAUAGCAAGCAUAUUUUCAUAAUUAACAAUUAUUCCACGGGUGCGCGUUGGAUAUGAAUUGGCUAUAAACAUCUCAUAUCCAACAAGCGCGAAUGGAAUAGUUGUUUUAUUAAAAACACCCACAAAAUAUCGCGAAUUGUUCCCGACUUUACUUGUAAAAACAACCGGUUUUCAGCUUGUUUAUAAUUUUGAGCAGAUAAGUACAGUUACCAUAUUUGGAGAGAAUGGUAUGAUGGCUCACAACCAUGAUGGCUCAGCCAAUCAGAGCUCUAGAGUUGCAAUAUCCAAUGAUUCAGUUUUUAAAAGCAAUAGAUAUCCCACAAUUUCUAGCGUUGUAUAUAUUACCACCAUUCCUCCUAUUGUGUGCAUUUUUUUAUCCUUUAGUAUCAGAUUGACCUUAUUUUUUGCUAGCUAGUUAUGAAGAAUUUGGACUAAUCAAAAAAGGAGAAGUAUUCUGAAUGAAAAAUAAUCAAAUUUAUAACCCACUUCCACACAAAAAUGGGAUAUACCACAAAAGGUCUGUUCAUUUCAUUACUUUGUGGUAGCUCUAUUGGAACUGCUGUUGGCUAAAGAUUUCUAAUUCUUGAAAAAAAUUUUUCUACUAUGGGUUCGGUUAAAUAAGUGAAGCUCCAAAAAAGCUUUGUGCCGUCGUCCAAGAAAUGGCAUAAAACCAAAAUAUUUUUGAUGCACAGACCUAAAACGCAUUUAAUUUCAGCACAAGACGUUUGAAGUAAUAUAUCAAACAUGAGACGCAGUGUUUCAUCACCAGAUGAAACACCGAGAAGAGAGUUGAAAAUACGACGCGCAGCGGAGUAUUUUUGACGAACUUCGAGGUGUUUCAUCUGGUGAUGGAACACUGUGUCGAAUGUUUGAUAUUUCUUCUCAAACAAAAUCAUUUUUGAAGGAGAAAUUAAGGAUGCAAAUACUGAGCAGUUUUUCAUCCGAUUUCCAAACACUCAUUAAACAUUAAUUUUCUUUGUAUUUUCUUUAUGAAUUAUUAAUGAGUUUGAGAAUGUCUCUUCAAGAAUAGGUAGAUGUUUUCAUACUUGACCAACACGACCAAUACAUUGAAUCAUUCAUUGUUAAUCCUAUUUCUUUUAGACGCAGAAAGGAAACUUGCCUUCUUAGAUGUAGAAGGUUUUGACAUUUUUGGAAAGAACUCGCUCUUUGCCCCCCUUAUCAGAUGGGAAACGUUCUACAAAGAUAUCGACAACAUAAAGAAAGCAGCCGGUGAUUAUGAAAAAGCAUUCAACGAUAUAAUUACUAGCGUGAAUAACAAAAAAGAUUUAAAGCAGGUAAAAAGUUACUUCUUUCUAGCAACCGUUUAAAAAUGGAUCAUAUGGACGAAUACUGUGUAUAGAGAUGAACAAUGAGUGCCAGCAAUAAUACUGAUCAAUUUCUUCAAGGUGAUCCUUUGAAUCGUCAUAUACAAGGAGUGGCUGAUCUUUUUUUCAAGUUCAUUAGAUCAAACUGAGGCCCACAGGGCCAAAGGAAAAAAAAUGUAUUUCCGAGGCUUAUCAUCCCUCGUAUCUUGCACAGCACAAUAUUUAGCACACCAUGAAAGUACUGUUCAGUCACGUUCACCUAUCGUCCACUCAUCUCCAGAAAUACAAGAAAGCUCGGAACCUCGAGAUUAGAUCAAUUAUUUCCAUGUGACUUCAUGCAGACAGAAUAGACCUUAUUCAUGAUACCCGCCAUCUUCGCAGGUGUUUAAGACAGGGGGCAAACAAAAAUAAAUUCUGCCGAUACAAGAAAUCGCGGUCGGGUUUCUUUAUUCUAGACAACAGAAAAUGAUGGACUUUUUAUUCCUAAAGACGAUAAUGGCAGAUAUAUGGGUGGACGUGAGCAUUGCUACUUUUUUUUGGAUCCAGUAGCAGCUGUAGAUGUUCUCACAGCAAGCAAAAAUGACGAAAAACUUGUCGAGACUCGAACUGUACAUUUUGCAUGACUAAAGUCGUCGUCUCGUUCUGAGAGAAUAAGCAAACUCGACCGCGAUUACUCGAAUUGGCUAAUUGUAUCAAUUGUUUCCCCUUUGAAAUAACACGUGACAUUGCUUUUAAUCAAUCAAUGCUAAAGUGCGUACCAAAAUGACAGGUAUCGUGAAUAAGGUCUUACUAUUGAUUGCGUUUAGGUGAGGAUUAGGGCUAGGGGACACUUCUUAAUGUCUAUCAUAACGAGCAUGAAUGUUAUUAACUUGAAAUCAUGGGCAAGCUCUGAAACCACAGCACCAUACGUAAAUUUAAAAAAAAACAUAAAAGGGAAGAGUAAUAAUAGUGAAAAAAACAACUUACGUCCCUCGCAGGGAACCCGUCUCACUCAUACUCUCUCCUACAACAAAGACUUUUGGCCGAUUAAAAAUAGCCUAACUGCUCGUUUUCUUUUGUUACUUUUUUCUUAUUAGAUGGCGUCUAAAUUUUCAGAUAUAACGACUAGACAAGUAAGAGCGCAGAGAAAUCGGCUUAUUGCGGCCAGAAACGUCGACGAAAGUGAAAAAAGGAUGUAUAUCAAGGUAUAUAUGUGCUUGGAGGACAGCGCACCUUUUAGUUCAUCUUAUUAUAUACAGUCAAUUAAUGAAUAGUGUGACUUUUGUCAAAUAUAAUACAAAAAUUGAUAUUCUUAGUACGAUGAAGGAAACAGUCAGAUCAAUCAGAGUCUGUGGAUCUUAUAGCUUCCUUUUAAGUUUAAGUGCAUUUUAGUACGCAGCGAUCAUUAAACAAAUUAGUACGUUUCAGGUAAGACACGAAGCUCGAAACAAUGUUUAAUCGUUUCACGUGCAAUAUUCGGGCUCGGUUUUUGGCACUUUGUGAGCUUUUUGGUAUCGUGAUUACUCGAGAGACCCUAACCCUUAAAACUGAAACCGGCUCACAUAAUUAUGGCCACGUGAAUGUAAACAUAACGUAAACAAUCCGCGACAGACAGCACGUGGCCAUGGUCAGCCAUUAAAGAAAAGCUGGCGUUCUCUUCUAAGAUAUUUUGUUUUUAUUUGAUAUAGUUUUUCCACGAGUAACUCUACAGUUGUAUUUGUUUCAUUUUCUUCUGUCUUUAACUACUAUUAUUGUCAUUCAAACAGUGGGAAAAGUGUUUCUUUUUCAAAUGAUGAGUUAAAUUUAGGGCUUUUGAGAAAGGACUUGCUUUUCCUUGCUUGAGUGUCAAAGUAGCCCUACAGAAACCUUUUAUGUUCGUUUGUUUGUUUUUGUUUUGCUUUGUUUUUUACGAUGGUGGGUGUUUGACACCAACAAAUUAAUUUUUCACUUAUUUCCGCCCCCUCCACUUUUUUUUACUUCGGCGGAGCGCGAAGUAAAGGAUUCGCGACGCUCAGGAAUGUAUCAAAGUUGCCAUUUUUUGACAAGAUUGGGCAAGCAAAGUCUGUAGGUUUUCGGUGCUAUUCGGCUAUUUGACGAAUUGAGAGCCGAAUUAGUUCGAGAAAUCUCGAGAUCACUUCUGUACGUUUUUGGAUUAGGCAUGAAUAAUUAAUUAGGGCUUGUUUACAUUUCAGCUUGAGUCAGCAGAUUUGCAUCAGUUACUGAAAUCAUAAAAUAUGUCGAAAGGCUACUACUAUUCGCCUGUUUAGUAUUUUCUAGAACCUUAUGUCAAACGGUGUACAAGUUCCAAGCGAGUUCUUUCGACGAACUAAGUUUUUUCCCACGAGCUGGACUGCUGUGUUUAGUCAAGUGUGACGAAGGUCGAUUUUCUGGUUCGGUGUUUACAAGUUCGCGGAAGCCGUAAGAUAUCUGAAGUUCAAGUGAGAGUUUGUUAUUAUUGGUAGAGGCUGUUUAGUUUUACUCAAAGUUCAAGUCAAGUUUGUGUUGGUGGAUGCUGUGUUUUAAAGCUCUGUAAAGGGUAUGUUCCUUUGGUGUUAAACUUCCUUGUGUUAAUCCGACAUUCCUGCGUUCUGAUAGUCAGUGAAUAGUUAUCCUCAAAACAUUCGAACUCGUGACUUUGAGUUUUAGCCAAUUCCACGCUCAACGUAAUUGACUCCUUACCAAUGCCUUACAUAUCUUUAAUCAGUACAUGAGACUGCUAUGCUGUUUUUGAAGCCUAAUGUGACUAAGAAAAAAAGAGAAUUGUUUUUUAGAAGGAUUUGUAUGGAGUCAUCAGAGCAUAACUGGGCUAAUAUCUCGGAGACAAUUUGUCCCGAAAUGCUAGUUUUUGGCAAGUAGGCCUCUUGGAUGUUGCUCUUUUCAGAAUAUCCUGACAAAUCCCAUAAUUUCACAAAUUAACACCUUACUCUUACCAUAUUUCAUUUCUUACUAUUCCUCCGCAUUUACAAUUAAUUAGUUCCACAACCACGACGCCGAAGUGUACGCUCCGUAGCGUCUUGUUCUUCUUACACUGAUCUUCACACGCCGUUCCUGUUUGCCGUUGGCUUAUCAUAUCUCUUCUUCCUACAGGCCAUAAAGUCAGAGGAGCAGAGAAUGAAAGGUAUACUAACAACAAUCAUGAACUUGUUGCCCGAAGCUUAUCAGAAAACGAAGAACAAGUUAGACGCAGAGCAGUUUUUGGCAGUUCUUCAGGGAAUCACUGGGUUCUCGGGAGCUGUAGCAGGCAAAGACCCCUUUGCAUUUAUUGACUCGGCUGUCGGUAUAAUGGAUUACGAAAUAAACAAACCAUGCCUCAAAUCACUGGGCACAAUUCGCAAAAAUCUCAAGAAAUGGCUCACAUUUGGAAACGAGUACAAGCCACUCAAGGAUUCUAGUGACUUAAACUUUGACAAAGUGAAGGUCUCCGCAAUCCCCGAAGUUAUGAAGGUAUAUAUUUUCUCAAAAUCAUUAAUUAUUCAUGCGGUAAAAAGCCAGUAAAUGACGACCAUUUGGUUCAGUUGGAUGAAUCUUCAUACCUAAUGAGACACCAGAUAAAACACAACCAGGUUUUCAUCUGAGAUGAAACAUGUUUUUUAUCUUAGAUCAGACAUUUGCAUUUUAAUGAGAUGUAACACAACUCAUGGAACAAUACAGUGCCAGAGAAAACAUGUCACUGUAUAAUUUCUUCUUGUUUCAUUUGAGAAAACAUGUCAAAAACUCGGACUUCUUGCUUCACUCCUCGAAACAGAUGAAAAUCUGUUUCUCAAUCUUUGGAACCCGUGAUGAAGCAUUCUCCCUCGUUUUUGACGUUUACAUAAAAAAUAAAUAUGUGUGAUAAUACGGUAUGAGAAUGUUAUAGAGUAGUCGGUCUUGGUUGUUAAUUAUCAAAGCAGUACGGACCACUGUACAACUGCCUCCGUGUUCCCCCCGUGUUCCCCGGGGGGAAGGCGGAGGAGAGGUAGUAGCUCAAAAAAGUUUUAAACGGGAAGACUCUGCCCCGAGGUCCAACCCCUUGCUCUUUUAUAUACCAUUUUUGACAGGAGAGGUAUCCCUUUUGUAAUGUAUGCCUUUAAUUACCAAAUGGUACCCCUUUCACAUACCUAGUUUGGAACUUUGCAUCAUUUUAAGCUGCUGCAUUUGUACUGUCUUUCAAAUAUAUAUAAAUCACAAAACCAGAACUUGUUUCUCGUCUUUUUCACUCCGAUAAAAUGCAUCUUUUAUCCCUUUUGGGAAGGAAAUGACGGAUUCACUUACCCUUUCAUAUACUUCAACUAGCUUCAACUGGUAAAAUUCCUACCUUUCAUAUACAUGGUGCCUGUCCCUAUAGGCCGUUAUAGGGACUAACCCUGGGUUGUCAAGAUGGCACCUAAAACAAUUGUAAUACGCAUGACUGUUGCGCUACUAGAACUAUAAAUAGGGACCUUAAACAAGGACGACGACGACGGCAGUGAAAACGUCGGUAAAAAAUGAAUUUGCGUUCUUCCAAACUUAUUCGCGUCUACUUGGACCCGCGCAAUAUGUCAAAUGCAGGCGACUUUUCCUGGAGUUGAAUUCUUAAGGAUUUUAUUCAGGUUCAAAAAGAGGAAGGAAAAUUCGUCGUCGUAUGUCCACGUCCUCCAUAAAACCUCAAAUUAGAAGGUUUCACGUCGCAGUCGUGCAGUGGACGUCAACGAAAUGUACUAAAAAGCGUGAUGCACGUGCAGAGCAGUUGUUUUGAUCAUUAAUUAAACCCAUUGUCUUUUUGAAGUCGUCGUUGUGGUCGUCGUCGUAGUUGCUUAAGCUCCCUAAUGGUUUGGCCCUACCAAUUCUAUCUUCAUAUCAAUGAACUACUGCAAAACAGAUAGCAUUUCCUUGUAGUGGCGUAGCCGCAGUGAUAGGCAACUUUAGCUGAUUUUUCCGGAUGGUAACGAAGAAGAGCAGAUGGUAGGUAUUACUGCCACUUGGUCUGUGGCGACACAACAUUUUGCAGCCAAGGUCAAUUGGGUGUAUUAUUUCUUAACUUUUUUUUCUUCUGUUUUUUGUUUUGUUGUUGUUGUUGUUGUUUUUUUACCUGGCAUAAAUGUUCUUGUUUUUGUUGUUUUUAAUUCAGGCCAACUUAGACAUAAGCAAGGAAAAGCUUGCUGCUGACUUAGUUUGUUUAUUGGAAGAGGCUGCUAGACCUCGGGACGUUGCCCCGCUGAAAGCGGAAAUAGAGUCAUACUUCAUUGUUGGAGGGGCGCGCAUUGACAUGAUAGGGAAAGUUGUAGAAAUUGACAAUAACAUUGGAACUAACAACUUUGAUAUUCCACUUCUUGAAAAGACUGAAAAGGGAAUUAUUGCGGCUGGCAAGUCAAAA
This is a messenger RNA of Porites lobata, 11815 nucleotides long. NCBI's taxonomy places the organism in Eukaryota, Metazoa, Cnidaria, Anthozoa, Scleractinia, Poritidae. The record is from the annotation of a GenBank genome assembly.